Molecule: messenger RNA, 1254 nt
Organism: Colius striatus (speckled mousebird)
Lineage: Eukaryota; Metazoa; Chordata; Aves; Coliiformes; Coliidae
Gene: TRAPPC2
Product: trafficking protein particle complex subunit 2
Exons: 5
Coding region: 252-674 (140 amino acids)
Biological process (GO): endoplasmic reticulum to Golgi vesicle-mediated transport
Cellular component (GO): nucleus; cytoplasm; TRAPP complex
Source: RefSeq, a predicted model, not a curated record
CUGGAGUCCCCGUGGAUGGGGCCGGGCCAGGGCGCUCCAUGGGACUGUCCCACGCCUGUGUGUGCGGGGGAGGACGGUGCCCGCUGUCUGCCAGCCUUAGCCGCUUUGCUACUUGCCUGUAGGGCCCCCGAGGAGUUUGGCACUGGUCAGGGGCUGUUACACCCACGAAACAUUUUCAAAUGGAUUAAGAGUUUGUACGUAGAGUCAUCAGUAAAGAGCGACUUGUCUUAUAAGGAGCACUACAUUGAAGGAUGUCUGGAAGUUUCUACUUUGUGAUAGUUGGUCACCAUGAUAAUCCCAUAUUUGAAAUGGAAUUUCUGCCUCCUGGAAAAGUGGAGUCCAAGGAUGAUCAUCGCCAUCUCAACCAGUUCAUUGCCCAUGCUGCUCUCGACCUAGUAGAUGAGAACAUGUGGCUUUCUAAUAACAUGUAUCUGAAGACUGUGGACAAGUUUAACGAGUGGUUCGUUUCUGCUUUUGUCACAGCUGGACAUAUGAGAUUUAUAAUGCUUCAUGAUGUAAGGCAAGAAGACGGAAUCAAGAACUUCUUUAAUGAUGUCUAUGACUUGUAUAUAAAGUUUGCAAUGAAUCCAUUUUAUGAACUCAAUUCUCCUAUUCGAUCCAGCGCCUUUGAAAGGAAGGUACAGUUCCUUGGGAAGAAACACCUUUUAAGCUGAAUAAACAAACUUCCCGAGUGAGUGCUUUCCCUAUACUUUCCUCAUUAUUGGAACCGUAGUUCUUCUGGUUAGUUCUCAGCAUGUUUGAUACUUACCUUCUGAAGACUGACAAACUGAAGAAGCUUGCCUUUGUUUUUUUUUUGCCGAUGCAGAUAAGAAUGAACAGCUGAGCUUCUCUGGUUAAAACGCGUUCCUUCAAAAAUUUCCUUUCAUGUCCUAUGAAAACUUAAGUUUAAAAAUGUCAGGGGCUAAAUAUUUACAAACUGAGACAUGUGGGUGUCAACAUGUAUGCAAAACCGAAGCCUCUUAUCUGAGGUGGGAGGUAAUCAGAUCUAAUGCCAAAGGUAUCUCCAGUCAUGUGAUUUUAAUAUGAGCAAAAAGGAGUUCUUGACUGUUUGGCCAAAGUGGUUGAUAUUGUGAUAAACUUUUCAACUUGCAGUCCUUUGCUAGAGAACCUACUCUGCAGAAUUAAGGUGACUAACCUUGCUCUUUGUGAUAUUAAAAGGUCUGUAUUUAUAUUGUAAUGUGUAAUGUACAUAUCAUGAUGUACUCAAUAAAAAGAAAACAGGGUGUCUGCAAA